UUUUUCUCAAUUCUUUAAACUAAUGGUGCACUAAAACCCUAACACCACAAACACAAGAUAUUCCCAUCUUUUUGAAGUUUCAUGCAAAUUUUUGGAACCUAACCCAUAAAAAUUCAAAAACAAAGAAAAAGAUAAAAAUUCUUUUUUCUGGUGGAUUUCUUGAUUUCAAAAGCUUUCUAAUUUUGUCUCUCUUCGAUUGCUUGAUCCGAAUAUUCAAUCGAUAGAAAGAAGAAGAGGUGCUUAAGAGGAUCUUGAGACGGUGGUGGUGGGCAGUAGUUCUAUUCUUGGGAAGAAGCUAAGUUUAGUAGGUAGCCAGCCAUGGCGACAAAAGGAUUUGUAGUGUAUCUUCUCACAUGUUUCUCUAUUGCUAUUCUAUCGACUUUCUUCAUCAGCUCACCAUCAUUCAAUAACCAUGUUCUUCAACUUCUUAAUCAAGAAGAACCUCAUAUUGUGUUAUCUACUUUUAAAUACUCGAACCUAACGUAUUCGAGUAAUGGGUCUUACUCGGCUCAAGAGAAUGGACGGGACAUCAAGGUUUGGCCGGCGCUUGAGUUCAAUUGGAGAAGUGUAUUGGCAACUAUAAUUGGAUUUCUGGGUUCUGGUUUUGGGACCGUAGGUGGUGUUGGAGGUGGUGGGAUUUUUGUUCCUAUGCUGAAUUUGAUUGUUGGAUUCGAUACCAAGUCUGCCGCUGCUUUAUCGAAAUGUAUGAUUAUGGGUGCAUCAUGCUCAUCAGUUUGGUACAAUCUAAGAGUCCCUCAUCCCACAAAAGACGUUCCGAUUAUCGAUUACGAUCUUGCUCUUGUAUUCCAACCCAUGCUCAUGCUUGGAAUCACACUUGGUGUUGCACUGAGUGUUGUUUUUCCUUACUGGCUCAUCACCAUUCUCAUUAUCAUUCUUUUCUUGGGGACAUCAUCAAGGUCAUUCUUCAAAGGAAUUGAAAUGUGGAAACAAGAAACAAUCUUCAAUUCAGAAGAAGAGAAGAAGCAGAAUGCUAAUCCGUUGCAUAACUCCAAUGGCGAACUUCUGAUUGAUACAGAAUAUGAACCACUGGUUCCUAGAGAAGAGAAAUCCAAACUGCAAAUUUUACUGUUCAAUCUUAGAUGGAAAAGAACUCUUGCGUUAGUGAUUGUCUGGGUUGCAUUUUUGCUCUGUCAAAUGAUCAAGAACGAAACUGAGGUUUGCAGUGCAUGGUAUUGGACACUAAAUCUUCUACAAUUUCCUGUGGCUCUCAGCGUGUUUGGAUAUGGAGCAGCAAGAUUAUAUAGAGAGAGUAAGAGGAGGAGAGCGUGUGGUAACAGUGAACCAGUUUGUGAAGCUAAUAUUCAGUGGACUGCAAUUCAGAUUGCUUUUUGUGCACUCUGUGGAAUUUUGGGUGGUACAGUUGGUGGGCUUUUAGGUUCAGGCGGUGGUUUCAUUUUAGGCCCUCUUCUUCUUGAGCUUGGAGUCAUUCCCCAGGUGGCAAGUGCAACAGCAACUUUCGUGAUGAUGUUUUCAUCGUCCAUUUCUGUGGUAGAAUUCUACUUCCUCAAGAGAUUCCCAAUUCCGUACGCUCUAUAUCUUAUUGCAGUAUCUGUGGCAGCUGGAUUCUGGGGCCAAUGUUUCAUCAGGAAACUAAUUGCCAUACUGAAAAGAGCUUCAAUCAUUAUAUUCAUUUUGUCUGCUGUCAUCUUUGCAAGUGCUCUAACAAUGGGUGUCGUGGGGAUCCAAAAAAGCUUGAGUAUGAUACAUAAUCACGAGUACAUGGGAUUUUUGAACUUCUGUGAAAACUGAAAUCAUCCAUGGGAUUCUUCAAUGCUGCUGAAGCUAGAGAAGACAUUAAAAUAGAUAGGUCGUGGUAUUCAAUUCUAGGGAAAGCAGUACAAUGAGAGGUGUUGGUCAAUACCUUAUUGACUAACCACACGGAUACACUGCUAAGAAGGUAAUAAAAAUUUAGUAUUGAUGUUGAAUGGUGAUUUUUUUUGGGUGUCUGCUAAUUGGUGCAGCCUCGCCUUCAUUAUUGUCCCUCUGGAUCUUAAUUUAUUAGACUUAUACACGUUGUCCGAAAUGUAAGCAUUUAUGUUUUUAUGAAUGAAUCAAAUACAUAUAUGGAGAAACCACAAAAAGAAAAAUUAUGGCAAGCCUCUAUAGGCCUGGCCUUGUGUCUUAUUUCUUAAAUCAA
Messenger RNA from Papaver somniferum (opium poppy), 2158 nucleotides. RefSeq names its product sulfite exporter TauE/SafE family protein 4-like. Gene Ontology annotation, biological process: protein ubiquitination. The coding region runs from base 319 to 1770 and encodes 483 amino acids. The record is from RefSeq and is a predicted model, not a curated record. Gene Ontology annotation, cellular component: membrane; Cul4A-RING E3 ubiquitin ligase complex. NCBI's taxonomy places the organism in Eukaryota, Viridiplantae, Streptophyta, Magnoliopsida, Ranunculales, Papaveraceae. The transcript has 13 exons.